GAGGCCAGUCGCGAUGAAGCCUGCCGUCGUCGUGUUCAACGUGCUCGGCGCCUUUGCACUUGGGGCAUCCGGCCUCGCCGCCAAGAUCAACAACGACGGCGGCGGCGGCGGCGGCGGCACGCUCCUCGUCUCCCCCCGCGGCGACACCUACACCACCUUUGUCCCAUCCUGGGAGGUAGAGGUCCGCCCGGGCGGCGAGACGGCCGUCCUCAACGGGACCGUCCAGGAGGUCAGGGCGCAGCUGCUCGAGCUCAACCCGAGGUGGGAGUCCGACGUCGGCCGCCACACGCUCGACCGCCGCAUCAUCGCCAACUACCCCGACUGCCGCAAGGACGGCGCCUUCAAGCUCGGCGACGACGUCCACUGCGGCCGCUGGAAGGACGCCGGCAUCGACUGGCACGACACGCUCUGGCACGCCGAGGUGCACCUCUGGGGCUGGCCCGGGAAGCCCAGGAACGGCCCCGGCCCAGGCAACUGCGGCCGGGUGAGCUGUGAGAACAACAUCGGCGUCUGGUGGUGCAACGACGAGCCCCAUCCCAAGGAGCUGGAAAGCUUUGACUGGAUCGCGGAUGGGGUUUGCAUUGUCUUGAAGCACGAACUGUGCUAUCAGGUGGGAUCGGCUCAGAUCUUCAACAAGGAUAAUUGGAACGUCAUCAUAUCAUCAGACGAAGGUCUCAACUGUUAGAGCGACCCAGUCA
This is a messenger RNA of Purpureocillium takamizusanense, 698 nucleotides long. RefSeq lists its product as uncharacterized. The record is from RefSeq and is a predicted model, not a curated record. The coding region runs from base 14 to 685 and encodes 223 amino acids. The transcript is spliced from 3 exons. NCBI's taxonomy places the organism in Eukaryota, Fungi, Ascomycota, Sordariomycetes, Hypocreales, Ophiocordycipitaceae.